This is a messenger RNA of Chelonia mydas (Green sea turtle), 8370 nucleotides long. Its product is annotated as myeloid-associated differentiation marker. The record is from RefSeq and is a predicted model, not a curated record. Lineage: Eukaryota; Metazoa; Chordata; Testudines; Cheloniidae. The coding region runs from base 4674 to 5549 and encodes 291 amino acids. Gene Ontology annotation, cellular component: membrane. The transcript has a single exon.
GGACCCCCUUCCCCGCCGGGACCCUUGGCCUUUUCCCAGAGGGGAGCUAGAGGUUAAAAAGGCAUGGGUGCCCUGAGCCGUUGCCACUGAGAGGGAAUGAGCAGCGGGGCUCUUGAGACUCCUUCCAGUCAGAGAGUCCCCUCUCCCCCCAUCCCAACCCAGCUGUGCUCUGCCUGGGGCGUCAGCCAGACUAAGCUCCCCGAGAGGCCAAGUGCCUCUAGCCCGACAGGGAAGGCUGCAGCCAGCCCCUCACAGGGACAGAGGAAUAAGCAGUGGUCAGCUGGGGCUAUGCCCUGGCCAUCCUGGAGCGGCCCACGCUGCCAGCCGCCUUCUCCACAGGGCCCUCCAGCCAGCUCCCCUGGGCCAUUCCCCCACCCUGCUCCCUAGCCCCAUCCUCCUAGAGGUCUGCUCGGGCACAGAUGACCCCACCCAGCCCAAGAGUGAGUCGAGUCCUUUUCACCCCUGCCCCUGUCCCUUGUCCUUGGGGCUCAGCCCCGAGGGGGCUCCCCACACCGCAUGCCCAUGAACCAUCUCCAGCUGCCUUGCCUGUGGGGUCAACACAGCAGGCUGCUGCAUGCCCCAUUCCUGCCAGCCCCAACCCCCCGCUGCACUGUGGGUGCUGUGGGCUCCUCAGCACGCUCACUCCGCAGGGCAUCGGCACAGUGAGUUGGUGGCAGCUGGCAGGAGCAGGACACACGGCUGCUGCCUCCGUGACCCCCUGGGCAGGAAGAGUGAGCAGACCCAAUCCGAACCCAACCCUUGCCGGCUGGUCCCUCGGGCUGCAAGGCUCUGCUCCCCACCUCCUGCCAGCAGGGGCCAAUGCACCUGUAAGGGCAGCUGGCCGAAAGUAUUGGGUCUGGGAUAAUUGCCCUAGAGUCCCCAGCUGAGAGCAGAGCCCUUGUGGUGGGUACUGUCCAGCUGGCACGGUUGGCCCCAGCUAUAUGUGCAAGCCGCCAAUGCAGAGCUCCACGCAGGACCUGUUUGUCUAGGGGUGGGAAGGAGGGCAGCUCCCUGCAUUGCCUGGCAGCUCUUAAUACGCUCCCAUGGGGCUCUGCAGAGCCUGCCUCCAACCCCAACCCCCCUGCCCGUUUAGGGCUGGCCAGGAGCUGGGGCUGAAUGGUGCUGCUGGGAACUCCCCAAAUGGUCCCACCACUCCUUUGCCAGCGUGCUGCAGGCCCAUUUCACUGCCCAUCACUGGUUGCUAAAGAGAGUAUAAAAUACUGCAGACUGGUUGCCAGGGCAUAAAAACACCAGCUCCCACUAGCCCAGCCCCUGCCGCUCCCCCUGAGUACAAGGGCUGCACAGGGUCACCAGGAGCAUGCUAGGGGCUCUCCAGCCCCAGCCACUGCGCUGCCUGCCCUGGGGAACAGGCUAGGCUUCCAGGCUAGAGGAGAUCCCCAGGAAGGAGGGCAUAAGAUCCUGCACCACUAUUCUCGGGUGAAUCCCUGCUCUGGGCUGGGUCCCAAUGUGGGGCUGGCCCGCAAUUCUGGUAGGUAAGUUAAUGCGCGGAUGGUGCGAAGUCUGUCCCUGCAAAGCUUGUUUGCUCACUGUGGAGAGGAAACCCCAGGGGUCUGGCACCAAGCAACGGUCCCUGGCUUGGCGACCUUAGCAAGGGGCUUCGUCCCCUCCUUGGACCUAGGCUGUCUAUCUGGAAAAUGGGGCUACCUCUUCCCAGAGGCUGAAUCCACUAGCAAGCGGGAGGUAAUAUGGGGACAGGGACAAGCCAGGCCUAGCCCUGCCAUUCCCUUCAUCCAGAGCAGUGGGGCCCUUUACAGAGCUGGAUUCCUCCCCAUUCCCAGCUCUGGGGGUAGCACCGGCCUCUUCUCUCCAAUCACUGCACUGUCCUGCUGGCAGGCCCUGUUAAUCAUUCGCAAACAGCAGAGAAGGAGUCUGGCCCUGCCCCAGCCUGCGCCCCCACCUGGCUUGCUCCUCAUUCCCAGCAGUGUGCCAGCGGGGACGAGCACUGCUUAUCACGUCUGCCCUAGCUCUGCGGGCAAGGAGAGGUGCUAUGAGCCAGUGGGCCCCUCCACUCACUGGCUGUCUCCAUCUCCCCUAGCCAGAGAGAGCUCCCACCCAGGAAUGCUACAGCCACUGAUUUCAUAGAAUCAUAGAAUAUCAGGGUUGGAAGGGACCUCAGGAGGUCAUCUAGUCCAGCCCCCUGCUCAAAGCAGGACCAAUCCCCAGUUUUUGCCCCAGAUCCCAAAUGGCCCCCUCAAGAAUUGAACUCACAACCCUGGGUUUAGCAGGCCAAUGCUCAAACCACUGAGCUAUCCCUCCCCCCGAGGCCAACCUGUGACCCCCUGUGCCUGGUUUUCAGUGGGGCUGAGUACCUUACCUGCAGCUUGAUAGCAAGGUGAGCCACAGCCACACGGCCCCGCCUCUGGAAAUCAGGCCCCAGGUGCCCAAGCUGGUCACCCAAGCGCUGAGUUCCCAGGAUCGGGGGCAUUUUACAUGCAAUUGCCUGUGCCAGAAGCAUGCUGCUCUCCUCCUCCUCUGCCUCCUUUCACCACCCUCCACCCCUCAGGAACCCAAACACAAUAACCUCGCACAUUCUGGAGCCCUGCCCCCACCAAGGCAUGUGCAAACACCACCUGAUUCCCGUCAUCCAGCAGUGAAAUGCAGCCACCUCGGGGUGGAAUGCAACAGGUGUUUGACAGAGCCCAGCAAUGUUAUAAUGCACCAGCUGGGAACUCCCAGGAUGUGGAUGGGGUGGAGGGCAGGCAGGUGGAACCCAGGAGUCCUGCACCCAGGCUUGUGCUUCAAUCUCAAGAGCUAGUCUCUUCUCCACUGGGAUGCAGGGAGCAGCCAAGAGGACCUUGCUCUGCUGUGAGGAACAAAAUUCAUCAAGUAGCACGGAGCAAACCAAACCCACAGACAGAGUGCGCCAAAGGGCAGCCUCCUACAGCUUUCCCCCGCAAGGGGCUGGCAUGUCAGGUUCUCAGGCCAGCAUCCAAAGGAGCGUGAAGCACUAGGUUAUGCAAAGAGCCGUUCCCACCAGCUCAGCUCAGGCCAGGUUUCCUUUCACAUCACCUGCCAAAGCUGCUGCUGAAGGAUGAAUGAGGUCCUCACCCAACUCACAGCCUCUGCCCAGUAGCUGAGGCAAUAGGCCUCAUCCUGCUAGUUCUUACUACAUGGGAUUACAAGUUGUGGGGGAGAAGGGGUUAAUAGUUCCUGAUGUGCAAUACCCCAGCAGCCCUAGGCCUAGCCCUACAAUGAAAGUGCAGGAGGAAGAGAGCCAAGGAGAUCUCCCAAGGGUGAUAAAGGGGGGCCAGUCAGCACCAACUCAGCCUGGAUCGCUCCAGAGCUGAAUCCCCUAGGCCACUCCUCCACCCGAACCUCCUCAGUCUCACCUGGAACAGCUACUGCAUCAUCCAGCCUCCUGCCACAUGCACCCCAGGGCCUCGCUCCUGCACCCACAACCCCUGGCACCUACAUGGAACCAGCUGCAGGCUCAGGACCUGGCUUGGUAGCACCUCUAGCCUCAAGCACAUCCAGCUGCAAAGAACACCAGCUAUCUUCACAUUCCUGGAUGGCACCUCCCGUUCUCUGGGGGCCACAGGCUUUAACGCAGCCUCACCCUGUCUCCACCCCCCUUCAGCGCAGGUGGGAACCUCCUGGCAUGCACCCCCCCCUUUGCUUUACAGAGAGAAGGUAAGCACGUGGGCUGCCAGCUGCUAGCCCAGCUCAGGGGAACCGGCUCGCGGGGGAAGCACUGAGGUGAGUAGCCAUUAUGAACGCAUGGCACCUUGUACCACUGACACUUGCUACCAGGUACUAGGGCCUGAUUCUCCCUGGCCCCAGCUGUGCAGUGGUGUAGCCCUGUUGACUUCAUUGCAGUGCCUCCUCAUUUACACCAGCGUGGGUGAAAUCUGAAUCAGCCCUGUGAGCCCCGCACACACACACGCGCACCUCACCCAGGUGUGAAGGACCCCAUGGGGCCGGGGGGCAGCAGGCUCAGGGAGGUGUGAGUCUGUGUGGACAGAAGCUUUGGAGCAUGGCCGUGUGAGUGGAGGGGCAGGCGAUCUAGUUACACAGAAUUCCCAGGAACCAGCCAGCUGCAGCGACACCGCAAGUUGCUCUUUAACCAGCUCCCCUGUGAAUGAUCUACUCUGCUGCUGCCCUGCCCUGAGCCGAGAGGGAGCACGGGGGCACCUCCUGGAAUUCAGCUCCAGGAGCAAGCCAGGCAGCCAUUCCCCGCCAUGCCACAGAAGCCCUUCACCAGCCAGCACAGUGCAAGGCAGAGCGCCGGGGAGCAGUGCUGUGAGCGGGACCCUCCUGCUCACUCCAGGCUGGGCUCAGGCGGAGCGUCAGAUAAUCGGCCAUUUUAUUAAGUGUUUCCUCCCUAGCUCCAUCUCCCUGGACCAGGGUCCCACCCCCUUUGCCCAGAUAAGAGCAAACUCCAAUUGCAUCCGCUCUCCCUGGUGCUCCACUUGGUCGGUGCUGCAAGCCGGGCAGGUAGGCUGUGCCCAAGCUUGGCAGCGCACACUCUGUUCUAACAAUACAGCCUUCCAGACCCGCUCCAGCCCUUCACAUCCAGUGCAUGCCAGCCUGGGCCAAGCUUCGUGGGCGAGGGUGCCUGAAUUUCUUGCCUUCCCACCUGGCUCUGCAGUUUGAGAGGCAGAGGCCACUGCAGUUGGCACAGGCUGCUGGGGUUCUCUCAUGCCCAGAGCAUCAUGCCAGUCGUCGAGCUGAAUUUCCGCUCCUUGAUCACCCCUGUGGGGAUUGUCCGGUUCUUUGAGAUCUUCCUGUCCUGCACGGCCUUCAGUCUGGCGGCUGCUUCCGGCCACUUCCAAGGAACCUAUGGGACCUGGUGCAUGUUUACCUGGUGCUUCUGCUUCUUGGUGACCAUGCUGAUCGUGGUGCUGGAGCUGUUUGGCUUUUCUGAGAAGCUGCCGCUGUCCUGGGAUGACUUCACCAGCGCCUUCGCCAUGCUGGCGGUGCUCAUGAUCUUCACCUCUUCCAUCAUAUACCCUUCCACCUUCAUCACCGACACUUGCUCUGGCAACAAAUGUGCUUAUCAGGCAGCAACUACAGCCAUGUCCUGCGUCUGUUUCAUUGCCUACACCAUUGAGGUUGGACUGACCCGAGCCAGGCCUGGAGAUAGGAGCAGCUUCCUCACCACUGUCCCUGGCCUCCUGAAGGUGUUUGAAGCCUACGUGGCUUGUCUUAUCUUCUCCUUGGUGAGUGAACCCAUGACAUAUAAAACCGAACCCGGCCAGCUAUGGUGCAUAGCUGUCUACAGCAUCUGCUUCAUUGUCACGCUGUUCAUCAUCAUUCUCACCAUCGGCCGGUGUCUCACCUACAUUCCCUUCCCUUUGGAGAAAGUCCUGGUGGGUUACAACGCCUUGGCUGUACUCCUGUACCUGACGGCUGCCAUCAUCUGGCCCGUCUUCAACUUCAGAGGGAACCCCAGACCCAGUUCAGGUGACAAACUUCGCAUUUGGAACAGACUGCUGGGCGUGACCUUCCUCACCUUCUUCAACCUCAUCGCCUACAUCGUCGACCUGGUGUACUCCUCCAAGAUGGUCUUCGUGACCAGUGCGGCCUAACAGAGUGUGAUCAGCCACGCGCACCCGGGGGGUACGGUGGGAACCAUCAGCACUGAAGUGGUUGGAAGGGACCGGGGCCGCCCGUCGUGCAGGGGGGAGCUGCUUUGGCCUCAGCUGUUUUGCAUUUCUUCCCCCACAUCCUAGCCUUCUUGGCAUGUCCAUGCAACAGGGGGUUCUGUGUGUAUUUGAUCUGGCUGCUGCUCCAGGAGCUGCAGGUGGCUACCGCUGGGGCCCAUAUGCUGCUGCAGGGAAUCAGGGCAUUCCUUGCAGGACAUGUUGGGAGGGGAAGGGACAGAAGGUGCUGCCUGUUGCCCGGGUGUACAGCAACCUGUGAGUGAGCCACAGAAGGGCGGGGAGGUCAGGAAUGGGGGGAUCCCAAUCCAAAGCCCACUGAAGUGAAUGGGAGACUUUGCAUUGAUUUCAGCCUGUGUUGGAUUGGGCCCUGGAAGCCCAAGGAGCAUCAGGGGGCUGGGGCUGAGGCUGGGUUACUGAGUCCUGGCUAGUUAGUGUGUUAUGAUGCUGCGACUCGGAGAAACUUUCCUGUGCCACAAACUCUGGUCUGAAGGCAGGUAAACAGCGCACAGGGCUCCCACCCUCCCUCCAGGAAAUGAACUUUCAAAGGCUGUGGCUAUGCAAACAGAGGUGUGUGUGCUUAGAGGGCUGGGUACCGGGCCGGGGAGGGGAGCAUGCCAGGGUCUGCAGCAAGCAGGGUGUGGCAGGUAGGAAUGGCUGACUGCAGAGGGGUGACAUCGGCAUGGCCAGCCCCAAGGUUGUGGAGCUAUUUUAUGAUCAGUCAGGCUAGUGUUCAUAGACCUACUAUCUGAGGGUCUCACCUUUCCGGGAAAGCUCCCCCCUCACCGGCCCCAUUAGGGCUAAAAUCCAACCUGCAACACAUGACCCCAUAAGACACCCUCCAUGCACAGCUGGGCCUCCACUUCCCCUCCCGAUCCCUGGGGCGUGGGAGCUGCCAUUCUAUCCUCCUCCCUACCUAAUGGGCAGCUUCCGCAUUCGUGCUCCCCUCUACUUCCUCACAUUCGCCUGAUCCACACCCCACCUCAGUCUGGAACCGCACCGUUCCCUCCCUGUUCCCUUUGGCAGCCCCAUUCCCGGGUCGCCACAUUCUCCAGCCUGACCCUCACAUGGCCACUCCCACUCCUGCGGGCAGCUUGGCUUCUUCCCCGCUGGGAGCAAUGGGAGGUGGUGGCCAUUCCUGCUGGGGGAACUGAAGGCAUUUGUUCACCUGCAGUGUCAAAGGGACAUGGCAGCCACCUUGCUGAGGGCAGCCUGUGGCUUUGGCCCUGCUGACAGUGAUGGGAGAUGGCCGCCAUUUAGAACAGGGCUAAACUGGAAGGCAAAAAUGAAACAAAAUUUGUGCAAACCCGUACAUGUGUAUACAGAACAUUGCAAGGCUUGCUGUCAAACCAGGGGGGCUGGCACCGGGCCUGGCUUUAAGCUCUUUGUGUGCACAUGUCUAUGCACAGCUAUAUGUGAAUCCACCCAUAUGUUUCUUCCCAUUCUUUUUCAGUAAGCAAAAAGUGCAUCAGCAUGCACGCAGUGUGAGUGCCCCCUGCCAAAGCAGUGCAUUGUCUCCAGGGGCAGCUUCACGUUCCAGCUUUAUAGUCUUCCUGUAACCUGAGCGAGCUGUCCUCGUUCCCCAGGACAGAAGUUUAAAGAUGACGCGCAAAGGAAGUUUUUUAAAUGGAGCUUUUGCUCUUUUUUUGGCUGCUUUAUGAUUGCAAAAAGGGAGAGCGAGAGAGCGAGUUUUCCUGCUUGUUUUGUACUUUAGAAAUCUCAGGACGAUCAUAUCUGGUCUCCCUGGUUUUGUUGACAGGUGCGGGGGGCCUCAGGGAUAUAUAGUGUGAGCUCCCACAGCAGAAGUGAAGGGUUGGGUGUGUUGAUCUUUAGCAGCAAAGGCAGCCUUUCUUCAGAAUGCUAAUUUGUCAUUGGAGUUAAAUAUGCCUGAAAACCACCCCCAUCCUCCCAUCAAACCCCCCCAAAACAAUCUGAUUAGACAUUCCUUCGUCUCACCCGCUCAGGAACUCAGCUUUCACUCUCUUGGCUUUUGCGAUCUCAUCAUUUCGCAAGUUCUCCUGUCACCAUCAAAUCUUUCCAAGCUAGACAGGACUUGAAUUGAAUUGUGAAAAGCAGAAUUUUUUUUUUUCAAUGACAAACCCUUUCAGACCGUCUUUCUCCAUCAUAAAGAAACAGUAAAAGAACACAAGGCUAAUGUAUUGUACUCUUUGCCAGGUCACCUUUGGGCUGUGACCUGGAGAGAGGCUGGGGAAGGCUCAGUUCAUGGUUUCUCCUUUGGCUAGUAUCAGUCCGUCCAAGAAAAACUGAGUCAACAUGAUGGGGAAAGGGUUACAGAAGUUUCGCCAGGAAACAGUAUCCCACCUCUAGUGAUUAAACUGAUUAAACUCUGUCCAAGCCAAGUGGAGUGAGAUCAUGAAGACUGCAAACCCCUGGAUGGAAAACCCUUCCCUGCCUGCAGCAUUCUCAAGGUUCUAGCACAGUCCCGAGCCUUGGACUAAGCCAGCAAUCCCAGGCAGCGCGCAGGAAGGGCUCAAUCGCAGUGGGAUCCUUACCGUGUAUGGAGCCGUAACUAGGCCUGGGACGAGCAAGCCUAUUUGUGCCCUGUAUCGUUUUGUUUUGUCAUUUUUCUGACACAUUUUUCUGGCCCCACCCUGGCUUUGCACCCUGGGCAGCUGCCCCACUUGGCCCGCCCUGGUUACGGCCCAGACCGUGCACAUCACAUGUGUGUGUGGAUUGUUUCUGGGGUCAGGUGCACACUGUAAAUAAAGUUUACUAGCACGGACUGACA